This is a messenger RNA of Zeugodacus cucurbitae (melon fly), 8405 nucleotides long. Its product is annotated as probable serine/threonine-protein kinase DDB_G0282963. The transcript has 7 exons. NCBI's taxonomy places the organism in Eukaryota, Metazoa, Arthropoda, Insecta, Diptera, Tephritidae. Bases 1587 to 7385 code for a protein of 1932 amino acids. Gene Ontology annotation, cellular component: nucleus; aryl hydrocarbon receptor complex. The record is from RefSeq and is a predicted model, not a curated record. Gene Ontology annotation, molecular function: nuclear receptor activity; transcription cis-regulatory region binding. Gene Ontology annotation, biological process: regulation of transcription by RNA polymerase II.
GACUCGGCUUCAGUCUCCUUGAGCUUGUGGAACUGUGAAAAUGUGUGACGCGUGAUUUUCCCCAAUACGCGACUUUCCGUGCCGUUGACUGAUAUUAUUAAAAACUGUUCUUUUAUUUUUAAACAUUUCGUUUUUGUGUUUUUAAAUUGUUUUCGAAAAAUAUUCGAAAUUAUUGUUUUUAUGCCUCCGUACAACUCAGUGCUUCCGUAGUAAUACUAUACUAUAAAUUACGGAAAAUUCGUUAGACAAUAAGCAAUUGUCUGGUAUCAUCCUUCGCAGUGUAUGACGCAGUUGGAGCAUAUAAAUCGAAGGAAAUUGAAACUUCAGCAGCAGCAGACCUUGUGAAUUUCAGUGCAAAGUACCUAUGAAAUAUUUACAUUAGAGCAAAUGUAAAGAAAAAAUAAUUUUUUUAAAAUUAUACUAAACAAGUGUAUACGUGAAGUGUUUCAAAAAUCUAUAUGUGCUAUUAAAUACACAUAAAUAAAAAAUUAAAGUGAACAGUGAAACAGCUGUAUGUACCAGCAAAUGAAAACCUUUGACUUUGUGCCAAUGUAUUUUGUUGUAUUCUUAUAGUAAAUACAGUGAAACGUCGUUUUAAGUGUGUACAUAAUUGUUACAUAUACUGUGAAAAAAAAUAUAAAGAAAAUAUAUUGUAAACGACUCGAACGACGCAGCAAAUACUGAUGAGCAGCUAAAUAAUUUAAUUAGACAAAAGCAUAAAAAUAGUGGUUAGUGGUAAACCACAGUUAUACGUAAUUGGUUUUGGAGCCAACUACAAGCAUAUUUAUAUAUACAUAUAUACACACACUCAUAUGUAUAUGAAUUGUCUACAAAAAUAAUCAAACAACCAAAAUAAACUUGAAAAAAAAAAAACCCAAAAGAGUGACGUAGCAACAGCGCAAAGUGUAAUAUUAAGACAGCAGAAAAACAUUUUAUGAAAAACUCCAAAAUAUAGCGAAGGAGAAUUUUAGAAAAAUCGUCGUUGACGCAUUGAAACACUGCAGACUGACGUCAGACCAGCAGCGCCAACAGCGUGGCAGCUAAAAAUACAGAGACAGACAGACAUAGAUGCAUACAGCAGAAGCGCGUUGAAGCCAGCUACAACGCAAGCAAGUGAUUUCGACGCACAAAACAACGCGUUGGUCGGCCAGCGAGCGAGCAGUGCCGAGCGAACUCAUAAAGUUUAAAAAUAAAGACUAAAAAAUAUAAAAAAAAGUAUAAUUUUUAUGUUAAAAGCAAAACAAAAGCGGCGGUAAUAAGAAAUCAAUACAACAACAACAACACAAUUAAGUGUUGAAAAACAUUUCCAUCGACUUAUAACGCAUAAGUGCCACGAGAGCCGCAUUUGGCAACAUUGUAACAUUGUUGCACAGCAACAUAAUUGCUUAGCAACAUUUAUUGCCUCAGCAACAUUCGUGUGAGCAACAUUGUUUGAAUCAGCAACAUUUACCACGUUAGCAACAUUGUUGUACAGCAACAUUUCCUUAUAAACAUUUGAAUUGAAAACAACUCUCCAACAUAUUCACCAAAACAACAACACAACAACGCCAAUGUUGUUGCCAAUGUGAACGCCGCUUACUCGAUCGAUGUUGUUAACGUUCUUCAGCUUCCUCAUGCGAUUCGUAGACAUUUCCAAAUUGCACAGCGAACGGUGCAAUUGCACAAACGGCGCCGACGAUUGCCAGAACAAGGUGAAAUGCUGGCAACAAGCCGCAGCCGCCGCGGCUGCUGCCGCCGCCCACAAGGCGAACGUGGCCGGCACGUCGAAUAGUAGCAGCACGAGCAGCGGCUGCGAUAGCAGUGCCUCCUCGGCAUCGGGUGGUAGCUCCUCCAAAGAGAACUUCUAUGCAUUGAAUAUGCCGCCAAAGCAGCGUCGACAGCAACAGCGGCAGCAGCAACAGCAGCUGCAUCGACAGGCGGCGCAACAUCAAACCAUCACACCGGAGCAGCUCGAACAAAUACGUUACUACCAACAAAUGCAACAACAACAAUUGCAAAUAUUACAACAACAACUCUUGCAGCGUCGCCUGCUGCAGCAGCAUUUGCGCGAACAGGGCGUGGAUGUGGGCGUACGCACGCGCCUCCUUAGUACUGAGAAUGAUAGCGUCGGCAGUGGCGUCACAGCGCCUCAAGCGCGUUUGGGCAGCACAAACGCUUCGGCGGCGCUCACCUGUAAUCAACAGUAUUUGAUGCAGCAGCGUUUGCAACAGCAGCAGCAACAACAACAACCGCCAGCACCACCAUCAUGGUUGCGCAACAAUCACAAUUAUAAUUCCAAUAAUCAGCACAACAACAAUGUGCUAAAUAGCAACAAUGAUAUUCUCAACAAUAAUGAUGAUUUCGCGGUGCUCCUAAGCGACAUUGGCGUGGGACAUCAAAAAGGACAAAAAUUCCGUCGUGGCAUGACAGAAUUCUCAACAAACAACGAUAUCAACAACAAAUCACAUCUAUCACAACCGCUUCAAAAUUCACCACGUCAUUACGCUUACUCCUCCUCUCAAACGAAACAAACGCAUCAUCAUCAUCAACCAAAUCUUUCACAACAACCACAUCCUAAUUCUCCACAACAUUACGCCAAUAACAUAAAUUCACAUUUUAACUAUCAAGCAUUCAAGCAAACGCAUAAUAAUAAAAAUAAUUUGCAAACGCUUCCUUUAAAUUCUUCUGCAAAUACAUUUACGACAACAACAACAACAUCACAUAUAAAUAGUAACAUCACAACAUCACCCACAUCGGCGACACAAUCGCCAUUGCAUUACAAGAAACCAUUGAAUAGUCCGAAUAAUUCGCCAUUUGCAUUCGCCUACAACAAUUACGGCGAAAACGAACGUGAACGCGAACGCGAACAACAACAGCGACAACAGCAACAGCAGCAAAGGAGCAGCAACGCAGCUGCCACGGCACAACAACAUCAAUUGCAACAACAUUUGCGUAGCAGCAAAACGUUGCCGCUACUGACACAGACGCAAUAUCAGCAGCAUUUGAAUGAUUUGCUGCUGCAACAACAACACUUGCAAAAGCACCAACAACAAUUGCUCAGCGCCAAGGACGCCGACGACGAACUGAGCGAGGAGAGUCUGAAGCAGAAUGUUGCAAUAGUACUGAACAAUUUGGAUCGUUACAACAACGCGUUGCGCAGCAUCAUACUGAAUGAGCAAGUGAGCGGACAGAGCAGUGUGCUGAUCGACGACAGCUUGUUGGUGGAGAGUUUGGGUGCGAAUAAUAAUUUUCUGUUGAAUAGUGGCGGCAACAAUACAAUGGCUGCGCCAGCAACACCGGAAUCGGAUUACAAUAGUAAUGCAACAACGCCUGGUUCGCGUCACAGUAUGCCGCUCGAUAGCAACAUGCUGCAGCAGCAUCAGCAUUUGGUAGGUUUCGCCAACGCGGCGGCUGCGGCUGCGGCAACAGCUUGUGGUGGUGGUGGUGGUGUAGGUGUUAGUAAUAAUAUUAAUGGUGUUGGUGGUGGUGGUGGCUACUUGGGCAACAAUUUAAACUAUUCGAUUGCUUCUUCACACGAUUUCACUCAUGACAAUUCCGAUUAUCAGUGGCUACUAGAUUGCGACUAUCGAGAUGGCUGCGGCACCGGACUGCAACGCAGCAUAUUCUCAUCGAUAUCGGGCUCCUACAGUGGCGACAUAAUCUUCUACAAUGACUUCUCUAAAAAACUCGACGCUAAUCUUGCCGAAGUUGAUAUGGAAAGCUUUCGUGCCGAAGACAUCUUACUACACAUGCCGUCGUAUUGCAAGAAUAUGAGCAAUAGCAAUCGGCUGCAACAAUCGUUUUUGUUGCAACAACAUGCAUUGCCGCUAAAUGCACAAGAACAUGGUGGUAUCGGUGGCGUCGGCGGCGGCGUUGGUGGUGGUAUUAACCAUUUAUCAACCACAUCGCUCACCUCUAAUAAUGAGCUUAUCGAUAAUUCCAUUUGUAAAUCGGAAUUACUCUUCUCGCCGGUCAAGGAGUCGCAUCUAUCCGCCGAUUCGCUUGAUAUGGACGCAUAUCCGGAGAAUGAGGACAUCAUAUUGACGUGCAAAGCGAACAAGGACAAUUACACAAUCGCUUUUGAGGGCAGCGUACUGUAUUCGGAUGAGAGUUUCUAUGCUGAACCAUCCGAUGUUGCCGCAAGAAACACACAUAAUUUCAUUAAUUUACACAGCAAUCUUGAGGAUAUUGUCAAGCGCAAAGCUUUGGACGUGUCCAUGUCUCGCUCGGAGCAGGCCGCUAGUGUGCGCGGCAAGCUACAAAAGAGCAAUACAACACAAUUACAAAGAUAUCCGUCGGGCAACAACAACACCGCCGCCAAUAACAUUUUCGUGCAACACAUACAACACACACCGAAUUGCACGGUGCGUAAAAGUCGCAGCGUACCAAAUCUGCGCGAUCACAAAGAUCCAACUGCAAUGGUUUGUAGCGGUAUUGCGGAUAUACAACAACAAAAACAUCAUUCACAACAACAGCAGCUGAAUGUUUCGCAGGCGGUUAGCACCUCGAAUAUGGAGUGUUGCAAGACGUCGCGUAAUUUGCUUCCCAUGUGCCAGAUGCCAAUCUCUUCUAAUUCCAUAAUCGCCUCCAUUACGUCGGAGCGUCUAAAUGCAGGCGAGCAAUUGCAAACGCAACACCAACAACAUCAGCAGCAGCAGGAGACACAACAACAGCAAAAUGCCCCCCAACAACGUCACAAACAUCGCUGCUCUUGCCAGCCACCGAAUGCCGUCACAUCUGCCGCAGCCGCUGCCGCUACAAAUAGUCACAAUUGCCCCGCCGCGCAAAAGCAUGCGCCCAUUUCGGGCUCCGCUUCGUCAGGUAGCUCGAAUCCACCCGCCUUCAAUCUAGUCAAACUAUUCAUCAAACAAAAGAGCAAUCAAUCCGCCACGGACGAGCAGCAGAUGAGCACACACACAUGCAUGGAUGUGUCGUCGGGUUGUUGGCCGUCAAGCGAUGCGGCCGGCUCGAGUAGCAGCUCGUCGCUGGAACAGCGUCUACGCAAGAAGAGCAUGAAUGAUUCGGGUAAGGGUUCGGCGCUCAGUCGACACGACGAGGAUGAGGAGCAACUGUGUGCGCAAGUGCGUGACACAUGCGAGUCUGCAUUCCAGGCGGAGCCACAUCAUGGACACGCCGGUCACCCAACGCCCACGCGCCGCCACUUACGUAUACGUAAUGAUGCUGUUUUCUACGAUGAAGAUCCCAGCUCAAGCUCAAGUGGUUCGCUGACAGCAACCAAUUCGCCUGCGCAUCGACGUAGAAGUAUGCCGCCGCGCCAUCCACAAUUGUGCCAACUGGUGACGCAACACAAGGACGUCGGUACGGCAUGCAGUUUGCAGUCGUCGGAGAAUAGUCGUAGCAAUUCCGAACAACUUACACAGGUCUAUGUGUCGACUGGCACCUCGUCAACCACAUUGGAGCGACAGCGUUCGCGUUGCGAAGGCGCUCAACCCACUGUGUCGGCGGCUUCGAGUUCGGAGUUGAUUUCACGCUCAAUGCAAACAUCGUGUGGCUCGUUGAGUACGCGCAGCAGUAUGAGUGAUCGUUUCCGUUUCGUGCCACCUUCCUUCUUGGCGAAGCUCAAUAAUUUGGGUGAAGAGAGACAGGCGCCAAUUUAUGUCAUCUAUCCAAAUUAUGCGUUGCCCGAUUUGGGUUUCGUGAAGACCAACUCAACGGCAGAUGUGAUCUUCUCGCCGUUCAAUUACAAGAUGGCCGUUGGUAGCAAUGACGAUUCGGCUUCGAUGGCAUCGCUGAAGAAACGCGUCAACUUAAAUAGUAAUGACGAUGAGAUACUCAAGAACAUGGACUAUAAGCAUGUAGUGGAUUGGCAAUCACUAACGACACUUUUGCCGGCGGACUACCGUCGUCGCUUGAAACACAUUCCCGAGGUGAAUACUUUGUUGCCGGACUUGGACGCCGAGCUGUCGCAGCGUCCGCUAUUCUGCAUGUCUCCACCCAUACGUCGUAAUCGGCCACACAUAUGCGACUGUGCGCAGUAUUUCCAACAGCAGCAACAACAUACGACACAAACUGGCGAGGAAGGUUCCUCGAGCUCUGCCUCUAGUCAACAACCCAGUUCAGGUUAUCGCGGUUCGUCCACUCUGUUGGCCGACUCUGCAGAUCUCGAGAACGCGGACCCUUUAAAGCAAAUGUACAUAUAUCAAUAUGAACAGCAACGCAUGGACUCCGGUGUUGAAAUGAGUCCGGCGGCAGGCAGAACACCGCCACAACCAAUGCCACGUGGCAUCUUACGCAAAUCAUCUUCACAUUCGGCGAAUCGCACAAAGCGCAAUUCGAUGAUCGAAGGUCAGCAAUCGAAAUUGACGAAGCAAGAGAAACGUCGCAGUCUACAAGAGCCACCGUAUCAUCAUGCAAUCGGUUCGUCCGAAGAGCUGGGUGAAGUAUUCGAAGAGGAGGCCGAACUAUAUGCAGUGCCACAGCCACGUCAAGAGCGUCUUUCACGCAAAGAUUUGGAUGCGCGUAUGCGUUUACUCUCGUCGCUGCCGCGUUCCGAACUAAAGUGUUACGCCGAAAUUGCGGCCAUUUUGGAGUCAUCAACCGAGUACCAGGUCGCCUACGAUCCAGCGGCAUUGAAGAAAGAAGUGAGUCGUGCGCUCAGUCAGCAAAAGAAGGUGUCAUUCAACGACAUACACACACUCACAGAGAACGAACCAGAAGUUGGUUUGACUUUGCAACAGCAACAAACACAACAACAACCAUUGCUUGCACCAGAAGCGCGUCAACGCUUCACAACACCACCAAAUUCACCGAAUAUCUCGGUAGCCGGUGGACCGUCAGCGACACGUCGCUCCUCACAAAUGGAGCAACAUCAAACGGCCAAACGUUUGGCCGCACUCGACGAGCAAGAGAAACGUAAGAUUGAGAGCAAUCGCUUCAAGCGCUUGCAAAUCCAAUGGGAACUGAUGAGCAAAGACUCGACAAUGUUAAAGGAGUUGGCUAGCGCACAAGAGACGAAGAGCGGUGGCUCGACACCGACUGCAACGGCGGCAUCGGCGACAGCAGCGGCGGCGGCAGCAGCAGCAGCGAAUGCAGCGCACAAAUCGCGUAUACCGCGGCCAGUCAGCUAUCCAGCGGGAAAAGCUAGAAAUGCUAAUUGCAACAUGAAACCUGUUUUGAAACAGUUAGAUAAAGUGAAAACCACUAAACUAAGUAUAUCUCCACAAAUUGGCAGAAUUAGCACACAAGAAGCGGAUGGCAAGACAACACGUUCGCCCAGUCGCAUUGUGCCACCGAAACGUUACAGCAUGACAGCGGCAGUGACAAAUGCGGGCGUUGGAGUUGGUGUUACGCGUGCGCGUACGCCCAAUAGUCGAGCGGCGGUGACAGCGCCGAAUACACCCAAGCGACGAGUGCAGUCGCCAAGAACAACACCACGCGUGCGAUAAAGCGCAAAUCAAGCAAAUCCACAAACCCGACAUCCCCAAACUCACACACGACACAUUGAAAGACAUGCUAUGCUCUGCAAUGAAAAAUACAAAAACAAAUUUAUGCUAUUUAUGAAUGCAUAGUUUUCGUACUGAUUUCUACUAGUUUAGGCUGAAAAGUAUAUACACAAGCAGAUAAAAGAAUCGUGAAAUUCAUACGAUCGUAUUUGAAUGCAACGUUAACGGUACAAUCAAGCACAGUGCGUAAGAAAUGAAAUUAGAAAAUGAAAAUUGCUGCGUAAGUGACAGCGCAACACGUUUUGGAAGCGAUAAGCUAAUUGUUAAACGCUAUAAUAAUGCAAGCGAAAUGCAAUGCAACACUGCGAGCAUCAACAGAUAUAUAUAUAUAUAUAUAAAUAUGUAUAAGUAACGGCGUAUAAUGCAAAUUUGUACGAGCCUAAAAGUGAUAUUACGUGAAUGAGAUGAGCAAAGUGUAGUAGUUGGUUGGCAAGCUCUAGUAUUUCCUUAGUUGCUAAUCUACUAUACAUAAAAUACAUACAUACAUACAAUUAAGAAGAGGAGUUAAAUAAAUUAAUUUUAAUUUUUAUUUCAACUUUAAUGCAAGAAGAAAUGUACUAAUUUAACUAAAUAUGUAAAAUGUAAUGCAAUAAUCGUACUAUACAUACAUACAAACAUACAGAAAUAUAUAUAUAUAAAGAAAUAUGAUGUUAUGAAGUCGCAGAGAAGUGAAAAAAAAAACAAAAAUUAAUUGUAUGCAAUAUGCAACAACUAUUUAUACAAACACACAUACAGGCAUACAUGCGUACAUGCAUACAUACAUAUAUAUAUUAAGAAGUGAGCAAGCAAAUAAGUAUGCAAACAUAUAGUACACCCAAGUCGUCUCAUUUCCCUUCGAAAGUGCAUAUUUCCGUAAUGCCUGUGUAUGCUGAGCGCUACUGCUAGCUAGCAUGCUCACCGCUCGAAUGCGUAGCCAAAUGGAAAUUUAUUAACGUAUUACAACAACAAGCAAAAAAAAGAAAA